ACGUGCUGCUGAUGGACCACCAUAAACAGGUCCCGUGUAGUACUGCAGUAGAGGAAGGCUUCCAGCUUCAGCUUCUUUCUGAACCACGCCCGACAGGGUCUAAUAUCAUAUUUCGAUAAACACCCCCUGCGUGAACAAGCGACAACCGGCCCAUCCGGCUGUUUGAUAAAGCGCACCCACAACCGAUUGGCUACGGGUUUUGUGACGUUACCGGAUGUGGAGAGAAUACAGUGGUCCACCGUAACGCGAGGAAAGAAAGCAAGCAUGAGGAUUUCCAACAGUCACCUGCAGCAGCUCACCAUCUUCACCACCGUGCUGACGGGUGCAGGGAUCGGCACAAUGUACUACCUGCUACAGAAGAACUUUGCUGCGUCAGACUACCACAGGCUGGCUUUGCAGGAGUUGGAGGCAUGUCCAGUUGCCAUGGAAAGCCUGGGGGCGCCACCUUUAAAGGUCCACAACAUCCAUCUGACUGACAGAUACAACCGUGUAGAUAAGCACACUGCACAGAUAAAGAUUCCUGUGACAGGGAUUAAAUCCGGAGGCUAUCUGUGUGCGUCUUCACUGAGGGAUCCCAACACAAACAGGUGGAAUCUGAAGCAAGCAGUUCUAAAGCUCAGGGAAGGAAAUGCCAUUGACCUGCUGAAUCCUCCAUCAACUACAGCACAAAGCCACGCAGCAGGGCACGCAGACGGGGUAGACGUGGGCCGCUGGCACUGACCAGCUUUAUGAACAAACAACUAUGCCUGCUAGAAGAAGCAGGCGCUGAAGAUGUUUUGAGCUAUAUUUACUCCACAUUCAUUGUAUGGUCUUCUUUUAAGGGAACCAUCAAGAAGAAAAGCUCUGUCAGUGCCGCAGACUGCUGCAGACUGUCAGAGCUGAGUGGACUUGUGCACUCACUGCUGCCUCUGUCACAAAUCAUGAGAAAUGUACAAAUAUGCACCAAUCAAUAAAUGUUACAAAUGUA
This is a messenger RNA of Maylandia zebra (zebra mbuna), 967 nucleotides long. RefSeq names its product cytochrome C oxidase assembly factor 1 (gene coa1). NCBI's taxonomy places the organism in Eukaryota, Metazoa, Chordata, Actinopteri, Cichliformes, Cichlidae. Gene Ontology annotation, cellular component: mitochondrial inner membrane. Gene Ontology annotation, biological process: mitochondrial respiratory chain complex I assembly; mitochondrial respiratory chain complex IV assembly. The record is from RefSeq and is a predicted model, not a curated record.